AUGUCCACCGUUCGGGUCUCUGACCUGGGGCUCAACUCCUCAGAGCAGCGGUUUCUCCAGGAACAAAUUGCAACUGCCGCAUCGCAACAGGGCAGUAGUUCUUCCCGCGCCGCUUCGAGAGCAUCCAGUCAAGGGCGAUUACUCCUGGAUCCCACCAGUUUACAGGCGCUCGGCGCCCACUUUGAUCGUUUGAUGUACUCGAUACAGCAACGAUGGCAAUACCUUACCCAGCAGACCCAGACGGCGACCCAGAUCCAAUAUGACCGUGCAGGCAACGCAAUGCAGAUGGCUGACGCUGAAAUCGCCCGCUUUCGAUCUAUACUUCGCGAGAUUGACGAGCUUCAAGUCGAGUUUGAUAAAGUACGCCGCAUCGGUGAGAUAGUCAAGGGCUUCAAAUCACGCGUUGACUAUCUGGACCGCCGUUUCUAG
This is a messenger RNA of Didymella exigua CBS 183.55, 429 nucleotides long. RefSeq lists its product as uncharacterized. The record is from RefSeq and is a predicted model, not a curated record. Gene Ontology annotation, cellular component: BLOC-1 complex. The coding region runs from base 1 to 429 and encodes 142 amino acids. NCBI's taxonomy places the organism in Eukaryota, Fungi, Ascomycota, Dothideomycetes, Pleosporales, Didymellaceae. Gene Ontology annotation, biological process: endosome organization. The transcript is spliced from 2 exons.